Messenger RNA from Phyllotreta striolata, 1932 nucleotides. The record is from the annotation of a GenBank genome assembly. NCBI's taxonomy places the organism in Eukaryota, Metazoa, Arthropoda, Insecta, Coleoptera, Chrysomelidae.
GGCAAGCCCAAACCUUUGCCUAAGGUAAGGAGAGUUUCUGUCAUUUAUCCAAGGUCGAGCGCUGCAUAUAGUAGAAAGAGAGAAUCAGUCGAACUGUGGAGAGGCGCAAUGAAUCGGCGGACAAAUGUAGCGCUCGACCUUGGACACAUGGUAUAGCUACAAACAUACUAAUAACAAAUGCUGACUUUUGACGAAUUUAAACAUUUUUUUUUGUAUUUGUACAAAUACAUAUUUGGAAGGAUUCUUUUCAAAUUUUUUUCCUGAUAAAGAAUCGAUCACGUGAAUGAACGCAUAUAAAUUAGAAACAAAUGUAGCCCACUAAUUUGUUUGCUGGUAGCCUUUAUAACCUAGCUAGCAUGUUAUUUUAAACAAUAUCUACAGAAUUUAAAAAUGUUCAAAUUUUGCUAUUUUUAUUUCAUUGGAAUUGCGAAUUUUUGGUGUUUUGUGCAAUGUUACAAUUAUUUGGCCGUGUUUCCUAUCCCAAUGAUCAGCCACAUGAGUGUAUUUUCUCCAUUAAUAAACAAAUUAGUUGAAAGAGGCCAUAAUGUGACUUUAGUGAGCGGCAUUCCAGAAAAAAGUGAUUUACCCAAUUACAAAAUCAUAGAUAUAUCUAACGACAUUGCGAAACUCAUGGAAGUGUUGAACAUAACUGUCGAAGGUAAGGAAGAUAUGUUUACACCCUACCAGGGCAUUAUUUUGACAUCGAUAAUGGCUGAUAAAAUCUGCGAAGGCUUAUCAUCUCCCAAAUAUCAAGAAUUGCUACGUGAAACCCAUACAUUCGAUGCCAUUAUCACUGAAAUAUUCAACACAGAUUGCUUCUUAAGCAUUGCUCACACUUUCGACGCGCCCAUCAUUGGUUUCAGCUCUUCUGCAAUAGUUUCAUGGAUGGAAGGUCGCUACGGAAUCCCUUCCAUUCCGUCUUUUAUACCCAAUAUCAUGGUAGCUUCAACGGAUAGGAUGGAUUUUCUUCAACGCCUCCAGAACACUUUAGUGUUUGUUUAUAAUCAUAUGUUUUUCACGCAUUAUAGACAGAGAAAAGAUAGGGAAAUUAUUAGAAAAUAUAUCGGUAACAGUGCUACUGAUUUGGAUACCUUCAUCAAGAAGACUAAUUUGGUGUUUAUUAAUACUCAUUUCACUAUGAAAUUAUCGAGACCUUUCGUUCCCAAUGCAAUUGAAGUUGGUGGUAUUCAUUUAAAGAAACCUAAAGUGCUACCAAAGAUACUAAAAAAAUGGGUAGACGAAUCACCACACGGAGUGAUAUAUUUCAGCAUGGGUUCAUUCAACAAAGGCAGCACAUUUCCCAAAGAAAAAAUGAAAGCCUUCAUCGAAGCCUUCGAACUUCUACCGCAAAGAGUCAUCUGGAAAUGGGAAUCUGAGACCAUGGAAGGAAAAACCGACAAAAUUUUACCCUAUAAAUGGAUACCCCAACUCGAUUUAUUAUGUGAUCCCAAUGUAAAACUCUUCAUAUCUCACGCGGGUCUCCUGGGUAUUACGGAAGCAGUCCAUUGUGGCGUUCCACUCGUACUUAUCCCUCAGUUCGGCGACCAGCACAACAACGCUAAGUGCAUGGAAUCCACUGGAGCAGCGGUCAUACUGCCCAUUUCAAAAAUAACUAAAGAAACUGCUUACGAAGCAUUGUCGAAAGCUUUGAAUUUAAGUGAUAAUAUGAAGGAGCUUUCUAAUCGGUUCAACGACAGGCCGAUGUCUCCUCUAGACACUGCGGUUUAUUGGUCGGAAUACGUGGUAAGGCAUAAGGGGGCCUAUUUUAUGAAAUCAGCGGCGAUUGAUCUACCUUUCUAUCAAUAUUAUUUAUUGGACGUGUUAUUAUUUAUUGUCAGUAUUUUACUACUUGUGACGUACGUUAGUUACCGAUUUUUAAAAUGUGUGUUAGGAUUGACUGGAAAUCAAAAUAGUAAGCGAAAGAAGGACUAG